GGGCACGACAAGCUCGCCGGCUACGACCUGUGGGACAGCAUGGGCCGCCCCAAGUACAUCGUCGCACCCAUGGUCGACCAGUCAGAGCUUGCCUGGCGGAUCCUGUCGAGGAUGUACGGCGCCAACCUGUGCUACACGCCCAUGUUCCACGCCGCCCUGUUCGCGACGCAGCCCAAGUACCAGCCCGAGAUGUUCGACCUGUCGCCCGACUCGCUCGAGGGCGUCGCGCCGUACGACCGCCCGCUCGUCGUCCAGUUCUGCGCCAACGACAAGGACCAGUGGCUCGCCGCCGCCAAGAAGGUCGAGGGCCGGUGCGACGCUGUCGACCUCAACCUCGGCUGCCCGCAGGGCAUCGCCAAGCGCGGUCGGUACGGCGCCUUCCUCAUGGAAGAGUGGGACCUGAUCCGCUCGAUGAUCUCGCACCUGCACCAACACCUCGCGACGCCCGUCAUCGCCAAGCUGCGCGUCUUUCCUUCGCUCGAUAAGACGCUCCAGUACGCCUCGCACAUCUACUCGUCCGGGGCUCAGCUCCUGUGCGUUCACGGUCGCACUCGCGAGGCCAAGGGCCAGCUCGCCGGCUUUGCGUCGUGGCCCAAGAUCAAGGCCGUCGUCGACCUCAUCUCGCCCAAGGUGCCCGUCCUCGCCAACGGCGGCUGCCCCGGGUCCGAGGAGAUCCAGCCGUGCCUCGACGAGACGGGCGCGUACGGCGUCAUGAGCGCCGAGGGCAACCUGUACAACCCGAUGAUGUUC
Rhodotorula graminis WP1 is the source of this 750-nucleotide messenger RNA. RefSeq lists its product as uncharacterized. The transcript has 3 exons. The record is from RefSeq and is a predicted model, not a curated record. Gene Ontology annotation, molecular function: tRNA dihydrouridine synthase activity; flavin adenine dinucleotide binding. The annotation marks the transcript as partial. NCBI's taxonomy places the organism in Eukaryota, Fungi, Basidiomycota, Microbotryomycetes, Sporidiobolales, Sporidiobolaceae. Gene Ontology annotation, biological process: tRNA processing.